AUGCAAUCCUAUAUCCAAUACAGGCAGCUACGACAUUCUGUCGACAGAAAUCUCGAAGAGAGCUCCUUUAUGGGGCAGAAAAUCUCUCAUGCUUCCCCGGUCGAUGUAUCUGGAAAAACAUCUGAUUCACUCGACGCCGAGAUAGGCCAAAAGUGCCCAGAGGACCCAGAAAAGGCGCUUUCUGAUAAUGGCUGUUCUGGAGUGGACUCAUUGAGAGGAAUCCAAGUCAAAUUACGUCCCGGUGCUACUGGAAGUCCACUGAAAGAGGUAUUUGUAGUUGGGUGGGAAGGAGAACAUGAUCCUCUUGACCCACGCAACUUCAGUCUCUCCAAGCGCAUGAUAGCAACGCUUAUGGUGUCUGUGCUAUCAUUCUCGGUCGGAGCGGCUUCAUCGAUAACUGCUGCCGUACUUCCCCAGAGUAGCAAAGAUCUCAACGUAAGUGAGGUUGCGGGUUCCCUGGUAACUGGCAUGUAUCUCUUUGGAUUUGCAACAGGGGCCCUCGUUUCAGGACCUUUAUCCGAGAUUUUUGGUCGCAAUAUGGUAUACCUUAGUUCGCUCGUUAUUUUCAUGAUCUUUGUGAUGGCUUCUGCCCUUGCCCCGAACUACGGUGCGGAGCUUAUUUUUCGCUUCUUGUCCGGUGCCUUCGGUUCUCCACCUCUCACCUGUGCAGGAGGUACAAUCGCAGAUCUGUGGAACCCACUUGAGAAGACGCUAGCGUUCCCGUUCUAUGCCAUAUUUUCAUUUUCGGGGCCUAUUCUCGCACCUGUGAUCUCUUCAUACAUGGGCCAAAGCAGCCUUGGAUGGCGCUGGGCUAAUUGGAUCAUCUUGAUCAUGUCGAGCAUCGUUUUGGUUAUAAUUAUUCUAAUACAACCAGAGACCUAUGCUCCUCUCCUUUUGAAAUGGAAGGCAAAGCAUUUUCGUAUGAAGGCGGACGACACCAGGUUUGUAUCUGAAAUGGAUAUUAGCCACGCCGAGGUAGGGGCAUUCGCACGGAUUUAUAAUGCAUUGAAGCGGGAAUUUCUUCUCACUUUCCAGGAGCCAAUUAUCAUCCUUAUUUCGCUGUAUAUGACAGUGAUAUACAUCAUUAUCUUUACGUUCUUUGACGGUUAUGAAUUCAUCUUUGGUGAUGUUUAUGGAUUGUCGCAAGGUCUUACAAACAUCAUUUGGUUGGCAAUGUUCGUUGGAAUGAUGUUGGCGGCAUGCCAUGUACCGUUUAUCUAUCGGUGGACAAAAAUUGAGUUCGUCCAGACAAAGGAAAGAAAUGAUAGCAAACACACUCGGCCGGAAAAUCGGUUGUGGUUUGCCAUGCUUGGGGCACCUGCUAUCCCCAUCGGUCUAUUUUGGAUGGCUUGGACAGACUUCUCUUAUAUUUCCAUCUGGUCGCCCAUCGUUGCAUCCGUUUUUGUAGGCUACGGUACCAUUUUGGUAUUCACUAGUUCUUACAUGUAUGUUAUCGAUGUCUAUGAUAUUUAUGCGGCAUCUGCUUUGUCAUUUAUGACGGUAUCACGCUACUACGUGGCGGGCGGAAUGACUGUUGCUGGAAUUCCGUUUUAUCGCAACAUGGGUGUGCAUUAUACCUUGACGAUCCUCGCUUGUAUCAGCUCCUUGAUGACGCUUGUGCCGUACAUUUUCUAUAGCUACGGGCCGAACAUUCGAGGCUGGAGCAAGUACGCGACAAACAAUCAUAGCAUAGCCAGUGUGGCUACUUGA
This is a messenger RNA of Penicillium waksmanii, 1710 nucleotides long. Its product is annotated as MFS transporter. Gene Ontology annotation, molecular function: transmembrane transporter activity. Bases 1 to 1710 code for a protein of 569 amino acids. Gene Ontology annotation, biological process: transmembrane transport. The record is from RefSeq and is a predicted model, not a curated record. The transcript has 3 exons. NCBI's taxonomy places the organism in Eukaryota, Fungi, Ascomycota, Eurotiomycetes, Eurotiales, Aspergillaceae.